ACACACACACACACACACACACACACACACAAACAGAGCGAGGGGGGAGGGUGAGAAAGAGAGAGAGAGAGGGAGAGAGAGACUCCCCGGCUCCCUCCCUCCCUCUCUCGCACACAGCGACUGGAGACGGACCCGGAGCAACGCGCUGGGAAGAGCAGAGACCACCGACAACAGCCCCGCGCUCUCCCACACACGCUCACUCUCGGCGCUUUCCUCUCCGCCCCCACCUCCUCCUCCUUCCACCCCCUCCACUAACACCAUCUCCUCCUCCUCUCUGCAACAAGAAAAAAAAAGCCAUUUACAGGGGGUGAUGUGCAACUAAUUAAAGGCAGACUGGCAGCGUCUGCAAAUUCUAAGGCUCCCCAAAUAAAAAGAGACUGUUGUAACAGUUGGAGGAUAAUGCAAAGGAAGACGCUGCCUGGGAAUUCACCGUCUGUGGACAUGCGCCCCAGAGAGGACUAAAGCAGCCCUUACCUUGCUCUCCCCACCCGGAUCCCCCUUUCCUGCCCGGCCCAGCCGGUACCCCGACCCCACCAUCACCCGCUUCCCUUCCCCCCACCUCUCCCCCUUUCCCGCCCAGGUGUCGGACCAGGCGGUCCCCACUUCCACCCUGCACCCCUUCUUCCCCCCCCCUGCACCAUGAACACCAAUGUCUGCGUGGAGCCCGGGCCGAGCCCGGAGGCCCCGGGCUUGCCCAAGGAAAGCCACCUGCCCGAGGGAGCCCUGAAUAGCCUUGUGGAUUACAACUCGGAGAUGGAGCGCUACCGCUCGUUUGCCACCUCCUUCUACAAGACCAACGGGGGCGCCUUCCCGCAGGCAGCCAAGAUCGCGCGCAUCACCACCCCCAUCUUCCCCAGCAGCGCCGCCGCCGCCGCGGCCGCCGCGCGCAUCGGCAUGUCCCCGUGGAACUGCGACAACGCGGCCACCGCCGCCGCCACCGCGAUGCUCUGGGGCAGCGGGGGCGGCGGCGGGGGCGGCGGGGGCGGGGGUGGGGGCGGCGGGGCCGGCAGGAAAUCCUCCUCGGCCGCCGCCUCCUCCUCCGCCUCCUCCUCGGCGAUCCUCCCUGCAGCCGGCGGCGGCGGCGGCGGCGGCGGCGGUGGCGGCGGCGGCGGCGGCGGCAGGACCAGCAUGCACCACCGGAACGACUCCCAGCGGCUGGGGAAGGCUGGCUGCCCGCCAGAGCCGUCGUUGCAAAUGGCAAAUACUAAUUUCCUCUCCACCUUAUCCCCCGAACACUGCAGACCUUUGGCGGGGGAAUGCAUGAACAAGCUCAAAUGCGGCGCUGCUGAAGCAGAGAUAAUGAAUCUCCCCGAGCGGGUGGGGACUUUUUCCGCUAUCCCGGCUUUAGGGGGCAUCUCAUUACCUCCAGGGGUCAUCGUCAUGACAGCCCUUCACUCCCCCGCAGCAGCCUCAGCAGCCGUCACAGACAGUGCGUUUCAAAUUGCCAAUCUGGCAGACUGCCCGCAGAAUCAUUCCUCCUCCUCCUCGUCCUCCUCGGGGGGAGCUGGCGGAGCCAACCCGGCCAAGAAGAAGAGGAAAAGGUGUGGGGUCUGCGUGCCCUGCAAGAGGCUCAUCAACUGUGGCGUCUGCAGCAGUUGCAGGAACCGCAAAACGGGACACCAGAUCUGCAAAUUUAGAAAAUGUGAAGAGCUAAAGAAAAAACCUGGCACUUCGCUAGAGAGAACACCUGUUCCCAGCGCUGAAGCAUUCCGGUGGUUCUUUUAAAGCAGUAGCAUAUCUUAUUUUCAAGGCAUUUGGAAAUGAGGGGCAAACUAAUGUCUUGUUUUAAGAAACCACUUAGUCCACCAUUGAAGAAAAUAUCCAGAAAUUAUUUUCAUUUUAUGUAUAGGGAUUUCUUCAAAAAACAAGAGGAAAAGAAAAAGACAGAAAAAUAACAGGGAAGCUUGGGGAAUUGGCCAGUCUAUUUACUUUCAAUACACUGAUCCUCCCUUUGAUGUAAUUUAGCUAUACUAGUGAAGUUGUUGUCUAUUUUGAAAGUGGCUGUAAAAAAAUAAGUUUGGGUAAUCCCCCACUGUAAAAUCAUGUAUCUUUGCAAAGUACAUAUCUAUACUUCAUUUUCAAAUAUAUGUGAUUCAGUACUGUAAACUGUACAGAUAGCAGCUUGUAUUUUGUGUGUUUAGACACAAGGAGACAAUCAUGUCUGAGCAUCUAUGGAGAUUAACAGUUUGUACACAACAAUAUGGUUCUUCAAGUUAAAUCUGGAGCAAUAAAUUUUAGCUUUAAAUAUUUUUGCCAGUUGUUUGUAGAAGCAGAAACAACACUGGUGGUAAUUUAUGCAUCUUUCUGUAGAGACUCGAUGGCCGACUAAAAGAUAAUGCUGCAUUCAGCAGCUACCUUCAAUUGUGUCAAUAUAAGAGGGGAAGCUACUGUGAAGGUUUCAAUUAAUCUUUUGAGCACUAUAUUAGAGUAGUGGUUAUGCACUUGCGUUGCUUACAAAUGAGCUGUACAGAGGGUAUACCCCCAAAUACUUAGUGUAGUUGACUUGUUUGGGUUGCACUGCAAGGGGAGUACACAGAAUAGUUGGAAAAUGCAGAAUCAGUUGUAUAAUUAUUUUUAUUUAAAAAAAGUGUUUUCUAGGCUGAAGUUAUCAAAUCAUAAACAGAGAAAGUCUGCCUGACAUUUUUUCCCCUAGCCGUACACAGGCUGUCCAAGCUUUUGAUUCUUUGUUUAUUUUUUGCUUUGGGGAGAAACAGGAAAAAUAAAACAGAAGGGUAUUCUAAUGUUUUAACUCCAUUUAUGACAUUGAAUGGGUAGGUUUAAAACAAUACUUGAAUUCAUGGAAGCCUGCUUUAAGACAUGGCUGGGCACACUCUCAAAUUAAAAAUACUUAAACACAUUCAUUAAAAGUGAGGCUCUUUUGUUUACCUUCCUUUCUGUGUCUCUAGUGAGACAAGUUUUUCCCCCCAGUCUCUCCAAGGACGCCCACUGCUUCCAUUCCAUUCUCGUCUCUGGACACUUUCUUUCCAUGAAGCAAAAAGCCACGGUAUGAGCAAGUUGACUAAAACAAGACAGCUCAUUCCCAGAAUGCCUUGUAGAACCGCAGCACCUUGUCCUGCAGGAUUGGCUUUUCCCAGGACAGCCAUGUUUCUUAGGGGACUCCUAUCCCAUUAAGACAAAUACUUAAAUUUGUUUAAAAUUAUAAUGUAAGGAUCAGUUUCAGAAUAAUACAUGGUUUAGCAAAAACACCUAGAAAGUUGCCAUGUCACUUACCAUCUUUGUUCCUUAUGCCUGUCACAUGGCUGAGCAAGAUGAGUUAGAAGAAAACCAUCGGAAGGGAGUGGUAGGGCAGUGAGAACUUAAAAGUGGAAAGUACUUCAAAGGCCGGGAGGUGGAUCCUUUUUAAAAUCUCCUUUCAGUUUGGAGUAGGACGUGGGAAGACACAUUACUUUUCUAAAGGCAGGUCAAGUGCACCAUCACUGGAGUGCCUUGAUGAGAGCAUAGGAGGUUUGUAGGAACAUAGGAGGUUUGUAGGAUGCCAGUGUGGGAUACCAGUGGGAAUGAUGUGCCUAGCUAGCAUACCAAUGCUUAGUCUGCAGCAUGGUCAAGCAGUCUUUGAGAGGAAAAUGCAUUAUGUAUUACACCGCCUGUGUUUAAAGGAAGGAAUGAAACCAUCAGAAGCUAAAUGUUCUGUAUAUUACUUUUGAGAUAGCUUUUUACUCCAUGUAUAUUCUAGAGGGUUGGUAGCUAUAAUUUCUGCUUCGGCUGUAGGACCAAUGAGUGCUGUGUGAGUUCUUCAUUGUCUCAUUGUUUUUCCUCCUCCACCUCCUCCUCCUCCUCCUCCUCCUUUCUCCUUUUCUUCCUCCUUCUCCUCCUUCUUUUUCUUCUCCCCCCUCCUUUCUCUUCCCUUUUCCUUCUUCUCUCUCUCUCCCCCUGUCUUUGCAAUUUUUAUUUUACUUUAUUCUUACUUUUGCCAAUCUGUUAACUAUGUAUACGUGGAAACUUAUUUUCACAUUUGAAUGGCAAGCUUCCCUUUCUUUUGUAAAAAUGAUUAUAAAUGAAACAAACUUCUUUUCAGACUGUAUUAGGCACACAAUAAGAACCUCAUAGCAAUGUAUGGACAGCCAAAACUCAAGGUGGUAUUGCAUGUCUUGAUGUAUUUUCUUCUUUCCUUUUACCUUUUUUUUCAAGACAAUGAAUCUGUGUAUUGUAAAUGUGUUGUUUCACAUGACAGUUCAUUUAUUUUUAAUGAAAGGAAUUUGUUACUAUAAUGAGCAGUGUGGCCUUUCUCUUUAAUUCUCUUACAUUUUAUUAUUUACACUAAUUUCUUUUAUGCCACACACUUUUUUUGUUUUUGCUUAAACUCAGUUUACAAAAUGUAGGGUACAUAUAGAGUUCCCACUGGUGAUGGUGAAUAAAUUAUCCUUCUAGAUUCCCUCUAGUUUUCUUUCUCAAGUGUCUUUGUACAGACAACUUGUAGCCUUAGGGCAGUGACUUGAAGGUGUGCAUUUUCUUUAUUCCAAAAUAUCAAUGAAACAUAGCCUUUUACAGUUGCUCACUGUUCGUUACAUUUUCCAUAUCAUGGAAAUUCAGAAAUUAGCCAUCAGAUUGUAGAUUGUAUGUACAACUUAAAAAUUGCAUAUCAGCUAUUGCUAAGGCUACUAGAGAAAUUCACACACGAGUCCAGUGUUCAGUGGAUGUCAUGCCCUGGCAGCAUUUGAGGGGAGCACAUGAGAAUAUGUGGGUCAUUGGCACAUAGCAUACUAAGCGGAAAACGGUUCUCUUAGCUAUCCCCUAGCACUACGGAAGAAUAUCAUAAUGCAGACCUCUGUCUUCUCUGACCUUCAGACUAAGGUGAGUAUCUUUCUAGCAGACUCCAUCUGUCCUCAUACAAGCAGAGGCACGCUCACAACGUAGUACUGAAUCCAUCCUUGGGACAUAAAUAGAAGCAUCAUUCCCUAAGAUAUGCACAUGUAAAAUGUCUCCUGGUUGCUUAACCCCAUGACCCUCAAUUUCCUUCUGAGCAAUCACAAGGAGUGGGAGAUGAUGGGCUUCCUAUGAAUUAUUAUUAAGUAAUCACAAAAGGAAAGAACUGUUCCAUCUCUUGUCAGAACCCCUGGCAUGGACGUUGUUCAAGUGCUAAAGCAUAUAAACCCUUUAAGCUGAUAGUAUCAGUGAUCAAAGAAUGAAUAGAGGGACACAGUUAAAUGAAAUGUGAUUCAGGGUCAAAUAUGUUGAACAGAAAGCUGUAGUGGGUCUUUGAUCAUGGUGAGAUUCACAGCAAUAUCAAACAGUUGGUUCUCUUGUAACAGCUAAACGUUUCAGAAUUUGUUUUUAUUAAAUUUGGCAUUUCACACUGAGAUCUGUAUUCCUAGUGAAUAAAACACAGCUACUGUGUUCAGAGGGAUUCCGUUUCAAAUUGCCAAAUAGAUAUUUUAGGACAUGGGCCACAAACUGUACUCCUUUCCCAGUGUCCUCCUGUUCCAAACUGUGCAGUUAUCAGUUACAUUUUCUAAUAGAUAUUUGUGUAAAGGUGUAUGUAAGCUUGUGCAGUUAUUUAAAAAAAGCAGUUCUGGAAAACAGUGUAUUUAUUAAAGAAAAAUCACUUAUGGGGCAUGUACAAAACUGUAAAAAAAUUAAAAAUCACUUCAAUUUGCCCAGUAAAGUUGUUUUUGUGAAAUUUCUGUGUUGUUAAAUAAAGGACUUUAGUAUUCAAAAAUCUCUAUUUUUCCAUGACAAAAAUUUUAUUUGUGGGAUUUAAAUUAAUGAACACACAGUUCUGAAAUUCUAAUAUUAUUUAUGAUGUAAGGGUUUGUAUUUCUACAUGUGCCCUUAUCUCAGUGGCAUGAUGCAGUGUACAAAUUUUUCAUAAAUAUGCUAUUAUUGUUCUUUUUGUUCACACAUAUCUAUCUAUCUAUCUAUCUACCUAUCCUCUUUUUACCAUCUAUUUAUAUAAUUUCUAUAAAGAAAGAAGAAUAUGAUGCUUAAGGUAUGUUUUAAAGACUAAGUUGAAGAUGAACAGAUAAGCCAACUUCCCUCUUCCUCACCCAUUGUAAGCAUGCCUAUAGAAAACACCUCAAGCCUUGUGCCUUGAGUGAAAAUCUUUAAUGAUGAUUCUUGAAGAUAUUUUCCAUGAAGAAAUAUGGCACAUGGGAUUGUAUCUCUGGUUAUUCCCUUUCAUUUUGAUUUGGAAUCUGCAUUGUGUUAGUUUUCUUGUGAUGAAAUGCCAAGUACACUGCUAUUCAUUACUUAUGUGCUGAACCCUUACUUCACUGCUUCUCAAUACAAAGGGCUAAUUUUAUUUGAUGUUUCUGAAACCACACACACACACACACACACACACACACACACACACACAAAUCAAAACUAGGACAUGGUAUUAAAACUUGGAAAUCCUUGAUAUAGGAACACACAGAACUUCAUAUUAUUCGAAGACUUCGUGUAUUUGACAUUGAUGUGUGCACUGUUAGGGUUUAACAUUUUAAAUAGAAAAUAUUUGGAACAUGGCAAUAGGAUGGGAUUAUAGAAAGCAAGAAGUAUGGCUUCAGUAAUUCUAAUUACAAGAGGCCGCCUAGGAGGCAACAAUUUCUCAGGUAAGUCACUAUGCUUUUUUAUAUUUUGGUGCAAGCAAUGGAAGUAUGCUAAGUAUAUUCAAUUGGAAUUUGGCAAGUAGUACUUUUCUUUACUUCAAUUUGGCAAGCAUAUGAAUGCCUGGAGAUUCAUAUGUUAUGAUGAGGAGAUGAUUCUUCAAGAGUGUGGAUAAUUUGGCGAAAAGGAUUAUGCCUUAUUAACUUUUCCAAUAUUGAACCAGAUAAUUUAUGUGGUUUCUACUCACACAGCAUGCAUUUACCAAGUGUGUUGGUAAACAUGUUUAUUUAUAGCUAUAUGCGGAACUUGUUUUCCCAUUCUAUUUUAUGUUUUUUGUGUGUGAAGAAAAAUACUCAAAUCCACCACUGUGUACAACGUAAGGACCUAUUUGCAUGUGCUGUGUAAGUAGCAGUUAUACAGGAGACUUGUUUAUUUGAGAAUUGGACCUCAAAUCUUUUGUUUUGCCAUGUUACCUUGAGUUCUGUUUGCGUCCUUCAUAGCUCAGAUUUUUGUUUACUUCUUUAUUCAUCAAGUCAGUGUUUCUGAAUUUCUGUGUAUUGUGAGCUAUUAACCAAAUUCCAUCUUCACCCAGGUCUUCCUUUCUAGGGUUGUGGUGAAAUGACCAUGUCUUACAGGUGUUACAGUUGGCAAGCUGGAGGCACUUUGCUGUCUUCCUCCAAGAGCGCUGCUGUUUAAAAUCAUUCUGAGUCUAUCCUGAGCAAGUGAAUUCCAUGACUGCUUUGAAGAUUUGUCGAAGGAGAAUCUGAUGCCUGGUGCCCAGUUUGAAUCACCAUCUUCUGAUUACAGCCUUUCUGAAAAGCACUCCUGUGGCUGAAGGGAUGUGACACCUAUGGUGGAGGGGAGCUUAGGAAAAGAAACAAAAUUAAAUUCUACCAGUUAACCCUUGACAAAAACAUGAAGCAUGGUCAGCUGGAAAUUCUUAUUAUAUACUUUAAGAAUGUUUCUUUUCUGUGAUUUGCCCUAAUGUUUCUUUUUAUUCCCAUGUUGAAUGGAUGUGUGUGUGUGCACCUAUGUUUGUGUACAAUUAGGUCUUUUUCUGUACACAUGUGCAUUUUGAUUCAACAGUUUAAGCUGUGUCCCAGAAUAGCUGCAUAUUAUCAUGGGCUAUUAGGAAUCUGCCUUGGAAAGGAUGCUUUUGUACUUAUGUUUGAGUUGAAUGCAGAGAUUUAUCAUCAUAUAGUUCUUACUGAAUUCUCUGCAAAUCAGAGAAUUGGGGAAAAUUAUGCAGAACCUUUUGGGGCUUGUAAGUGCUCUUACUGAGGUUCGGUUUUGAUUUAUUAUCUCCUACUUCCAAUCACUUAAGGAGCUGUACUGAAAUUGUGAAUAAGAUUUGCUCCCCAGAUGUAUUACUUACCUUCCCAUCAUUUCAAUAUUUGAUAGAUUUAGAUUUUAUUAAGAUAUUUAUAUACUUGAAGUUUCAAUGUACAUCUAAAUACUAAUAGAUGACUUGAUUUUUAAUACCAGGUGGAAAGAGAAGAGUCUAGGCAUUAAGAACAAUGUGGACAUAUCGUCCUGUGCCAAAAGGGAAAACCUGUCUUGUAAAUAUAAAGAUUAAAAGAAAGUCUAAGUGUCUAGAAUUUAGAGAGAAGAGAGUAAUGAGCCAGGGGAUGAGAUUGUAGGAUCAGAUCUCAAAGGACCUUGGAGGUCACACUGGGCGUUUGCUGAAAAGACUACUAGAAAGCCACUGAUGAUGAGCAGGGAAUCCCAAGAACUAGACAUGAGUUUUACACUACAUUGUAAUGCACGUUGAAUCAGGAUAGAGAUAGUGAAGACUAUAAAAUCAGACAAAGACAACAGGAUCUGUAGAAAUGCAAGCAGUUAGAUAUGUAAAGAAGAGAAGAAUUAGUAAUGACUCCCCGAGUUUUAGUAUAAAUAGCUGGAAAAGUGAAGUCAACAUUUGCUGACAUGGGGGAAAGUUAUACUUUGGUUUUAGACAUACUAAUUUUGGCAUAUGGGUUGAAAGGUCAAGGUAGAUUCAUAGCUUGCAGGUAGAAAUUGUAUUUACAAUCAAGAGUCUCCAUGGGGCUAUUGAAAGGAUGAGUUUGAGUAGCCUGGAAGAGGAAACUUAAAGAAGGUCUGGGACUCUCCUAUAAUAAUUGUAUCUUUACUUUCAUCCCAAUCAGUUUUUAAUGGGGGUACAUAUCUCAAGUUGAUAAAGCAAGUAAACAAGGGAAAGAACAAGCAGUAAAUGACUCCAGUUACCCUCCCUUCUCUGAGACUCAGAUUCUUUUGACCUUUCAAUCAACUCUUCAUCACAUGCACAAUUUGUAUAGUGAUCAAUAAAUAUUUGCCCACAUACAAUUCUAAUUAAUUAUAUGUGCAAAUCUUUCCUCUAAUGCAUAGGUACAUUGAGUUAAAAGUUUAAUGUGAUAACUGCUGUUUAAAAAAAUUAAGCAUAAUUGUACUGAAUUUGACCUCACAGUUCAUCUUUCUGGGCUUGUAUUCCUUGUUGUCUGUCCCUAAAAAGUAAAUGAUAUUAUUUAUUUGAUAUCUCUGGGGACUGAAAUGCUGGAACAGAAGUUCUGGAUAGAUAUUGAGAAUUCAGAUUAGACUUUGUUGACUCCCAGUGACAAAAAGGGAAUAAGAUGUUCAGAUUUGCCCAAAUGAUCCUUCACAAGGGAAAAAGUUGUCUCAAUGAUAAAAACACCACAGUAAAAUUGUUCAUUAAUUUCCA
Molecule: messenger RNA, 9241 nt
Organism: Mesocricetus auratus (golden hamster)
Lineage: Eukaryota; Metazoa; Chordata; Mammalia; Rodentia; Cricetidae
Gene: Cxxc4
Product: CXXC finger protein 4
Exons: 4
Coding region: 640-1725 (361 amino acids)
Cellular component (GO): nucleus
Molecular function (GO): methyl-CpG binding; zinc ion binding
Source: RefSeq, a predicted model, not a curated record